UGGUCGAUAGUCGGACUCACCAGCCAGAUGCUUGAAUCAAAAAUCAACACCUCUCAGUACACUUUAGAAUCCAUCGAUAUCAAUCGUAAGCAUCUCAUUAGGCUUAACCGAUCGAUGAAUGAGCAGUUCGAAUCAUCUAAAGACUGCAUCGUCAUCUCUUACGAGAAUGAACUUCCUUUGGCCCAGUGUCGCCAGAAGUUCACUUCCAUGGAGGCACCACUGCGAAACGGCGUCAAAGAAUCAAUCGAGAGCAAAGCGGAGAAAUAUCAGUACAUGCCUUUUUUCGUGAAACUGUUCAUCGCGCGCUACACGUACUGCCAUAGAUUCAGCGCUUGUGACGUUGCCCUUUCAGCCUCCGCGUUGUUGCAUUUUGGUGGUAAAGCAAGCGUGGAACAGAACUUCCUUUGUUCUCUUGAUGCUCUUUCCAGGAAGCAUACGAACGUUCUGUACAAAGGCGUAGAAUUAUUCAAGACGUUUUUGAAAGUUUCCCUUUCUGAAGUUUGCACAUAUCUAAACAAUGGAUCUGUGAUUCCGAAUAAUGUGAUACUGCAGUGCGUCAUUUCUCAGGAAACUCCGGGGUGGAAGUUCUUCUCCAAGCCAUUCGGCAUCGUUAUGUUUGGAAAUUUCCUUCUUCGAGCUUUCGUGCAAACGCCUAAGGGAAACAAGCACCGUAACAAACCGCUGGUCUUGGCCGUAUCUUUGAGGAAUGAAGAAAACACAAGUCUCGUCGUUGGUGUACCGCCCAUUUAUGUACAGCUGACCGGAGAGAAGCCGACGAAGUAUGUGUUCGUUGAAUUCUUUAUUAACUGA
This is a messenger RNA of Soboliphyme baturini, 810 nucleotides long. NCBI's taxonomy places the organism in Eukaryota, Metazoa, Nematoda, Enoplea, Dioctophymatida, Soboliphymatidae. The record is from the annotation of a GenBank genome assembly.